Molecule: messenger RNA, 783 nt
Organism: Fusarium verticillioides 7600
Lineage: Eukaryota; Fungi; Ascomycota; Sordariomycetes; Hypocreales; Nectriaceae
Exons: 1
Coding region: 322-636 (104 amino acids)
Source: RefSeq, a predicted model, not a curated record
UGCUUGCCACCUCUGGUCAUGAUCAUAUUGUACCCAAUAUCAAUGCGCAAAAAAUAAUGAUGAGCAGAGAUGCCUCUGAUCACUUUGUCUAAGACUACCGAGACAUUGUCCCACGCCCCUCGUUUAUCUCAAACACGGUAGUUCACUCUUGGGGGCUAGCGGGGGAUCAUCACACUUAUCACAAUCACUCAAAGGACUUGACGUAGACAUUCGGGUCCUUUGUCACGGAGGGCACAGGGCGCAUAGAAAAUUGAGGGUGUGAAGAGAAUCGGAUGUGAUAAAUUCUCAAUCACAGCAUAGCGAUCUAGCCACUCAAAAUCGAUGGGCACGAAUGCGCUUGGCAAGGUCGUACUUUAUGACGGUAUGCUUCGAUGUAGAAAGCUCUCAGAUCAACCUGGCGCACCAUCACUUACCCAAGUACGCUUUCCCGGUUAUCUCAACGAAUUUGAGCGAGGAGAGCAUAGAGACCCUCAAGAUAGAAGAGUCUCUUUCAAGAGUCGUCUGGAAGCCGUGUUUGUAAUCGAGGAGCAUGCCAGAGCAAAGUAUUCCUCCAUGAAGACGAGGUUUUUUGGCCUGGCAUACGCCAACGAGGGGAAUUUCCUUCUUCAAUCGGUCUAUGACCGUGGGCCGAGAUGAUACCGAGUCAGUUCUGGUUACUGGCUAAUUGAAGUUGAAAUGGACGUUAAGGAAGUGCGUAAAGUUGCAGAUGGUUAACGAUCUGUCUCUGGCAUAGAACAUACCAUAAAGGCAAUACAUGGUGAUCACGUUCCUUCGAAUAGGCAG